AUGGCAUCGCACCGUAUGGCCCUCGGGCUGCAAUUUGCGAGGUGGGGAAGCCCUGCAUACACACUUUCUCCACAUGAUCGUCCUUCCAUAAGAAAAUCCAAAGUGAUUGUGGAAAAUAAAAUGUCCGAAUUGGAAAAGAAACCACCCACGGAAGAUGAUCUUGAUGACUUGGAUGACUUGUUGGACGAUUUUGCCAACGAUGUCUUGAGUAAACCUCCUGGUGGUACUACGGCGUCAGUAGCCAAUACCACCAGUGGAGAUGGUUCAGGUGAGCCCGACCAGCCAUUGAAGAAUGAAAUUGACCAAGGAAUUGAAGAAUUGAUCAAGGAUUUGAAGAUUGAAGAUCCUGAGACCAAAGCACAAUUUGAAACUCUUGUAAAGCAAUUUGAAGAGGAUCGUAAAGAUGAACUGAAAGACCCCAAGAAAUUCGAAAAUGUCAUGGAGGAAGCUAUGCAGAGAUUAAGGGACUCUGGUAAGAAUAUUGAUGAACAGAUCAAGAACGACCAGUCGUCAUCAAAUCCUGAAGAUGUUCUCACUCAGAUGCUUGCUGGACUCGGUGGAGGUGAUGGAGAUAUGGAUAUGUCCAAGAUGCUUGUAGACAUGUUAGAGCAACUAUCAUCCAAGGAAGUACUUUAUGAACCCAUCAAGGACUUAAAUACCAAGUUUCCUGAUUAUCUCAAGGAAAAGAAGGGAGUUAUAACCGAUGCAGAAUAUGAUAAUUAUUCAAAGCAGUAUGAAAUCACCACCUCCAUAGUGACCAUAUUCGAAAACGCCAAUUAUUCGGACGAAGACAAGGUGAAGCGAGACGAAGUCAAUUCUUUGCUUGAAAAAUUGCAAGAGUUGGGUCAACCUCCAACAGAACUUGUAGGAGAUGCUAGUACAUUUCCAGGGUUCGGUGGUGGACUAGGCGGUGAUGGAGUUCCUGGAGGAUUGGACUUUAAUGAUAAAGACUUGCCUCCCGACUUGGAAAAGCAGCUUGAGGAAGGAUGCAAGCAGACAUAG
This is a messenger RNA of Meyerozyma guilliermondii ATCC 6260, 1002 nucleotides long. RefSeq names its product Pex19p (gene PEX19). Gene Ontology annotation, biological process: protein import into peroxisome membrane. The record is from RefSeq and is a predicted model, not a curated record. The coding region runs from base 1 to 1002 and encodes 333 amino acids. The transcript has a single exon. Lineage: Eukaryota; Fungi; Ascomycota; Pichiomycetes; Serinales; Debaryomycetaceae. Gene Ontology annotation, cellular component: peroxisome; peroxisomal membrane.